AUGUUCUAUUCUGGGAUCCUGACCGACAGCGGCGGAGGCAGGAAGGAGGCUGACCUCAGGGAGGCUGCGUCGCUACGGCAACAGAGGAGGAUGAAACAGUCGGUCCAGUUCAUCCACAAGGACUCCGCCGACCUUCUGCCCCUCGAUGGACUCAAGAAGCUCGGCACAUCCAAGGACACGCAACCUCAUAACAUCCUCCAACGACGUCUGCUGGAGAGCAACUUAUCAAAGCUGAGGAACAACCGAACGACAUGGACACCAAAAAGUGACCACUCAGCUCAGAGCAACAAACAGAGCCAUGGGAAGGGAGCCACACCCCGGAGGAGCGAGGAGGAUGACGCCCUCUAUGUCUUGGGUCAGUGCGAAGGGAAGGAGAUGAAAGUCAAGAUUGACACCUUGAGUCAGCACAGCGUCAUAUCCUCAGCCUGCCUGGACAGAUUGGGACUGAAGGAACAUUUCAGGUUCUUCAAGAAUGAGGAGGACAGCAUCAACCUGCCGUAUAACAUGAAAAUCCUCGGACAGAUAGACCGCAUGCCGGUCACACUGGGCAGCAUUGCUGUGGAGUGCAGCGCGGUCGUCAUAGGUUAG
Staurois parvus is the source of this 588-nucleotide messenger RNA. The record is from the annotation of a GenBank genome assembly. Lineage: Eukaryota; Metazoa; Chordata; Amphibia; Anura; Ranidae.